CUAUCGAACCCUUGACACCACAUUGUAGUAGAAGUAACGGCCGACCCCAGCGCGUAUAAGACCAUGUUCCCAGGGUCCUCUUCGGAUGUCGAGAGUUCUCCUGAUCACCUCUGAGCUGGACGGGCGUCUUCCCUUCCAAAACAGUCACAGUUUUUCCGUUCGCCCGCACAUACACGGUAUCCGGUAUCCUCCUUCCCCACACUAUUUCCGCUGAGGCAGUGAAAACCAGAAGGUGCGGGGGAGCGGGCGGAUAAACUACUCACAGCCUACCGAUACUCGACGACUUUCACCACCGGUACUGCGAGCCACAGUAGAGCGAAAGGUGGAACAAGUUUAGGUUAGUUGGGGUGGUUUGGUCUGUCUACUCGUACGAGUACUCCUAGUGUGGUACCGAUACCCUAUCGGUAUCCGGCCUGCAAUACUGGUGCAUUCGCACAUGCGUGUAUUUGGUGUCCUGGUGGGAAGAGAGCAACAGGGGAGCUGAGAAAGGACGAGAGGGAAAGGAUCGGUGGCGUGUGUGUGUGUCUGUCGGAUAAGGGUGGUUAGAAGAGGUGGGCAGAUAUCAUAGAUAGGUGGGCGUACAAGUACGAAGGAAUCCCGGCUCCGGUUCCAUUACCGGUACGAGUAAUCCCAACGGUUGUCGCAUAGCAUUUCCUGCUCGGAUCCCUAGUUCGCACGUGCAUUAUUCCAUCGACAGGUUUGUUCAACCAGCAAGCCCUCAAGCAAGGAGGCCCAGCCAGCACCCCACCCUCCAACUUUGGUCACCCAUCCAUUUCAAGCACAGCACCGGCUACGGCACUCUACGAAUAGUACUCGUGCUCCUUGUUCUAGCAACCCAAACCCCAAGCUCCGUCUUUGUCCUUGGUCUUCACAUGUGCUGCUGCCAAACUGCCUCCCCCCACGUCCUUACUCAGUCCUAUCCACAAUCAUUGUUUUGUCGUCUUGCCCCUACAACACCUCUGCCUCGCAACACUCCUCUCUCCAUCCCCUCCACACAGCCUUAGCCGUUCUGCUACUACCUACAUUUUUUCUUUUCUUACGUGCUUCUUUAAUACUCGCAAGCUUUCUCCCUCCACCAUCACCCCCUCCACGAUAGUUGCAAAAAAAAAACCCCUCCAUUCACCAUUCCUUAGCCGGUAGCAGAGCCGCCCAUCAUGUGGAAACCAACGCAGGCCUUGAUGGACACCAUCACUCAUUAUAGCCAGUUUCCUGCUACUGGUGUGAGUUUGCGACAGAUGGUGCAAUUCGGACGGAAUCCAUCCGCUGGAACACUAUUUAAGGCCUCACAAUUUUUGAUGAGAUGCCCUCCAUUCAGAAAGUUGCCAAUUGGUAUAUGCAGUCAUUUGAGGAGAUCACUAGCCUUCCGAAACCCGUCCUUUCCCGAGAAAUACGUGAAAAAAACCGGUCUCGCCAACCCUGAUAUCGAACCCGCAGCUUACCGAAGUCCACCGUGGCUAAUUGCCACCAAUACUACUGGCAGUGUAAGGAAGGCGCAAAGGCGAUACUAUGCUACAGUUGACGACGGAGUGAGGUGGCCGCCAGAAAUUGUCGACUAUAAUAAGCGUUUCACUAAAAUUUUACAAAACAUUAAGCAUCGCCAUGAUCCCGUUGUUACAACCAUGGCGAUGGGAAUCAACGAGUACAAGCGGAAACGGCAACGGAUGCAGAUCGACAACUCAAUCCAAUCAUUCCUGGACCGUUUUUACAUGUCUCGGAUAGGGAUUCGCAUGCUCAUUGGCCAGCACGUCGCACUCAAUUCCGCUCCUGAGCAAGAGGACUACGUGGGAAUUAUUUGCACAAAAACCAAUGUUCGCGAACUCGCACAGGAGGCUAUCGAGAAUGCCCGCUUUGUCUGCGAGGAUUAUUACGGACUGUUUGACGCUCCCAAAGUGCAGUUGGUUUGCAAGUCUGAUCUGCACUUUAUGUACGUCCCGGGACAUCUGAGUCACAUGCUAUUCGAAACUUUGAAAAACUCACUCAGAGCCGUUGUGGAGACACACGGAAGUGACGCUGAGGAAUUCCCGCCGGUCAAACUGAUUGUUACGGAAGGCAAGGAGGACAUCACUAUCAAAAUAUCCGAUGAAGGAGGUGGGGUCCCGAGGAGCGCCAUACCCUUGGUCUGGACAUAUAUGUACACAACCGUAGAAUCGACCCCGCCGAUCGACCCAGACUUCAACAAGAGCGACUUCAAGGCACCCAUGGCUGGUUUCGGCUAUGGAUUACCAAUAUCAAGGUUGUAUGCAAGAUACUUUGGUGGAGAUCUGAAGUUAAUAAGCAUGGAAGGGUACGGAACAGACGUAUAUCUCCACCUAAACAGACUAAGCAGUUCCUCAGAACCCCUCCAGUAAAUUUACCAAACGGAACCACACAAAACGGGCGAUAGCAUGAUAGCGGCGUAUGGGAAGUUUUUCUUUUCUUUUCUUUGCUUUCUCUUUACAAUUCUUUGCAUUUUUGCUUGCAUGAUCUGCAUGAUCCAUAUUUCAUUCUGGGGGCUUUCUUCUCUUCUCCUUCAUUUUACAUCUCGCUUUCUGGCUCGCUUUAGUCAAUUGAUCGAUCACAUUUUUCACCUUUUUAAAUUUUCUGGGCUGGGUGGCGACGGCAUUCACGGGCGCUGCACAAAGCAGGUAAUCGUAAAGGGGGGUAGGGAAUGUACGGUAGUAGUAGCAGUAGUUCACAUUUCAUCAUUUCCGAAGAUUCAUGAAACUAUGGUUACGGUGGUGGGGUGUAUUGGGUGGAUAGUUGGCAAUUGUUACGGUUUUAAAAUAAUGGGCAUUGUUGCUUUCUCUUUG
Tuber melanosporum (Perigord truffle) is the source of this 2789-nucleotide messenger RNA. RefSeq lists its product as uncharacterized. Bases 1155 to 2348 code for a protein of 397 amino acids. The transcript has 9 exons. The record is from RefSeq and is a predicted model, not a curated record. Gene Ontology annotation, cellular component: mitochondrion. Lineage: Eukaryota; Fungi; Ascomycota; Pezizomycetes; Pezizales; Tuberaceae. Gene Ontology annotation, biological process: protein phosphorylation; regulation of glucose metabolic process. Gene Ontology annotation, molecular function: pyruvate dehydrogenase (acetyl-transferring) kinase activity.